Molecule: messenger RNA, 5898 nt
Organism: Sciurus carolinensis (gray squirrel)
Lineage: Eukaryota; Metazoa; Chordata; Mammalia; Rodentia; Sciuridae
Gene: Kcnj12
Product: potassium inwardly rectifying channel subfamily J member 12
Exons: 4
Coding region: 743-2350 (535 amino acids)
Biological process (GO): regulation of monoatomic ion transmembrane transport; potassium ion import across plasma membrane
Cellular component (GO): plasma membrane
Molecular function (GO): inward rectifier potassium channel activity
Source: RefSeq, a predicted model, not a curated record
UUGGCGGAGAGUUAGACGAGUUGUCGAGCUGGGCAACGGUGGCAGCGGGGCGCGGAGCUGGGUGCGCGCCGAGCUUCUGUCUCCCGCCGCCUCCUCGCCUCCAUUCCUCGCUCCCCGUCUUCCCCGGGCCAAGCCGCCGCUGCCGCUGCUGCGGCCGCCUCCCUGGGAACCGUAGCUGGUGGAGGGGGCCUGGCGCGGCUGAAGCCCGCUGGGAGGUGCAGGACUCCCGGGCGUAGGGGAGCGCGCCGGGCCCUGCCCGGGAUCAGAUAACAGCCGGCGGGGGAGGGGGUGGACCGGCCGCGCUCACAGCGGGACUGAGGGACCGACGCCAGCUGCGCCGGCCCGAGCGAGCGCCCAGCGGCCGGGGGCGCCGUCCAGGCGCGCGCCCCCGACCCGUGGCUAGACCCCGGCAAUCCGCGCCGGGGACUGACGCGCCCCUCGGCAUGGAGCACCCCCGGGGGCUGCCCUGAGGCGGCGGCGGCGGCGGCGGCGGCGAUGCAGCCAGCGCAGCGGCUACCGGGGCCAGGAACGGCCACCCGGAGCUCGGAGGACGCGGAGCGCGCCGCGCCCGGACUACUGACCGAGGAUCUUCUAGUGACUGGGUCUUCCCUAGCUGGUGCCUGGGAAAUGGCAGCCGCUGCUAAUUCAACCCUGAAGAGUGCCACUUGCCGGCUCAGCACCAUUACUUAGAAAAUAGAAUUCAAGAGGCCUCGAUCUGCUCAGAGCACUAACUGCAGCAGCCAUGACUCGAUGGACGUCCCUCAAGGCCUCCAGGCCACACAAACCUGCCCCUUGUGAUCUGGCGGCCUCCCGCCGGCGUCUGAGUGCCCCAACCCUGGCCACCUCCCCCUGGAGGGUCCAGGAAUCUGGGACUGAAUCAUCUCUCCAGAACAUCCCUGGGGGUCCCCACCCCUGCCGACUCCCUUCCUCCUGGUCCAGGCAGAAGCAGCAUCUACUAUUGUGGCCUCAGGCCUCAGCUCCUCAGACCCAUGGAGCCCCCUGGCCUGGAGGCAGCCUGGGGGCGGGUCAGGGCCCCCCCAACCCCGGGAUGACCGCGGCCAGCCGGGCCAACCCCUACAGUAUUGUGUCAUCAGAGGAGGACGGUCUGCACCUGGUCACCAUGUCGGGUGCCAACGGCUUUGGCAAUGGCAAAGUACACACGCGGCGCCGGUGCCGCAACCGCUUCGUCAAGAAGAAUGGCCAGUGCAACAUUGAGUUUGCCAACAUGGACGAGAAGUCGCAGCGCUACCUGGCUGACAUGUUCACCACCUGUGUGGACAUCCGCUGGCGCUACAUGCUGCUCAUCUUCUCACUAGCCUUCCUAGCUUCCUGGCUGCUGUUUGGCGUCAUCUUCUGGGUCAUUGCUGUCGCCCAUGGCGACCUGGAGCCAGCUGAGGGCCGUGGCCGCACUCCCUGUGUGCUGCAGGUGCAUGGCUUCAUGGCAGCCUUCCUCUUCUCCAUUGAGACACAGACCACCAUAGGCUACGGGCUGCGCUGCGUGACUGAGGAGUGCCCGGUGGCUGUCUUUAUGGUGGUGGCACAGUCCAUCGUGGGCUGUAUCAUUGACUCCUUCAUGAUUGGUGCCAUCAUGGCCAAGAUGGCACGUCCCAAGAAGCGGGCACAGACACUGCUCUUCAGCCACAAUGCUGUGGUGGCCCUGCGUGACGGCAAGCUCUGCCUCAUGUGGCGUGUGGGCAAUCUACGCAAGAGUCACAUCGUGGAGGCCCAUGUGCGGGCUCAGCUAAUUAAGCCCAGGGUCACAGAGGAGGGCGAGUACAUUCCGCUGGAUCAGAUUGACAUCGAUGUGGGUUUUGACAAGGGCCUGGACCGCAUCUUCCUGGUGUCACCCAUCACCAUCCUACAUGAAAUCGAUGAGGCCAGUCCACUGUUUGGCAUCAGCCGGCAGGACUUGGAGACAGAUGACUUUGAGAUCGUGGUCAUUCUGGAGGGCAUGGUGGAGGCCACAGCUAUGACCACUCAGGCCCGCAGCUCCUACCUAGCCAACGAGAUCCUGUGGGGCCACCGCUUCGAGCCAGUGCUCUUUGAAGAGAAGAAUCAGUAUAAGAUUGACUACUCCCACUUCCAUAAGACCUACGAGGUGCCCUCUACGCCCCGCUGUAGUGCCAAGGAACUGGUGGAGAACAAGUUCCUCUUGCCCAGCGCCAACUCCUUCUGCUACGAGAAUGAGUUGGCUUUUCUGAGCCGUGAUGAGGAGGAUGAGGUAGACGGAGACCAGGAUGGCCGUAGUCGAGACGGCCUCAGCCCCCAGCCCCGGCAUGACUUUGACAGGCUGCAGGCCGGUGGCAGUGCCCUUGAACAGCGGCCCUACAGAAGGGAGUCAGAGAUCUGAGCCACUUUUGGCCUAGGUGCAACACCCACCCCACCAGGGAGAGGCCCGGUGUCCUUGGAGGGCUCUGGGUUUGAGCAGAAUGGGCCAGGUGCCCCAGGUCGCAGACUCAAUAGUGUUUUAGUUGUUUUAUGUUUCUUCGCAAUAGUCUUGGAAGGUUGGUGGGAGAGUGAGCGGCCAGAAUGGGCAGCCCCCAGCCUCAGAGGCUGACCAGGCACAGGGGCAGGGAGGUGGCCUCCUUGGGGGACAGGCCAUAGGAGCCAGGGGCUCUGCCUGAAGAUGGAGCUGUAGCCUGCCUGGAAGUGGCUCAACAAUGGGUCCAGCCUCUGUGGUCAAAGGCUGGCAGGCUGCAGUGCACCUUGCUGGUUUUUAACUUGGGGGGAAACACCGGAUUUUGGCUUUCUCAAUCUUAGCUUGGGUAAGACUGUUUACAAAAAACAAAACAAAACAAAAAAACAAAAACAAAACCACAAAAAACAACAUGCAAUUGAAAAAAUUUUUUUUAAUUUGUGGGGAGGAAAAGGACAAUUAGAAUCCCAUUGGUCUGCCAGGAUGCAGGAAGCUGGAUGAAGACUCCAGAAGGUUCUCCAAGGCUGGAAUGGCCUCUCCCUGUGUGUGCAGGCCCCAGGCAAGCACAGUGCUCCAGGCUCAGUCUAUAGUGCUUAGGGGUGAAUUCAGGUCAUGUUUGUGAUAGAAGAAUCAUGUUAAUCAUCAAAUAAAAGCUUUCAAAAGUCAUUGGUGUGGGGUGGGGGGAGGUUGGGAAGAAGCUGGUUUGAGCAUUUUGAGCUUGACUUUGUACCUCAGAGGUGCAAUGUAGGGCUGGGUAUAGGACCAGCCCUUGAGGGUCCACAACCCCCACCUAUUCAUUUCUACCUGGGGAGCAUCCAUCCCUGGUACAGUGAGGGGCAAUUGGGAAAUAUCGGAGUGAACAGCUUCUUAUUGGGAAGCCAGAUUCCCACACUGAGAGGAAGUGGAUCAGUCUCCAUCCCCACUGGGCCCACAGUGUGAGUCGUGCCUUAGAGACUUCGGGUUGUCCCACUCGAGUUGUUUCUGUUUUUAUUGGACUUGCCUGUCCUCCCCUACUGUCCCUGACUCCACUUUCCUGACUGCCCACCCUCCCCACCUGGGGCUGGACAGGUGAGCCCAGGAAGGACCCCACCAGGCUGUGGUUGGCUGCUUCAUGGCAGAGAAAAGAGUUUAGGAAAGGAUAGGAAUUGUCAUCCUCUUUCCACCAACUGAGAUGACUGGGGAUGCCAUUUAAAACUAAUUUGAGAAAUUGGCCACCAAACAAAGAAAUCCUGCUCUGGCUUCAGGGGUCUGGGAUGGGGGCUCCUGCCUGUUCCCUCUUCAUCCUCCCUGAGGACCAGAGCAAUGAAGGGUCUAGACACUGGCUAAGUGCCUGGGGUGGGACGGGGGUCAGAGUCACUUCAGCUCCCGUGCCCGGAGGUUGGCCUGCUUCCAUGGGCCCUCAUCCUUCAUCAGGCAAAGGCCUGAGGCCCCCUUGUCACUAGCAUUGGUGCUGCCAGCCCUGUCUUGUUCUUAGAGCUGGCAGGGCCAGGCUAAAAUGGAGUGCCCUUCUUCUUGAGCUUCCCCAGGAUUGUGGAGGAAAGCUGUCCUCCCCAGACCAUGCCCCUCAGGAAGGCCAUAAUUAGAAAGUGGGUGUCUCCUCUGCCUGACUUCCCAGAUUGCUCCAACUGUGCCCCACAAGAUAGAUUGGAACCAAAAAGCACCAGGGACUCUUUGGCCCAAGUGGGGUGCAGUGGGUGGGGUGUAGGAGGCGGAGAAAGGUCUGGGGUGGGGGUUCCUGCCUCUUCUCUUCACUUUCUCCCUGAGGACCAGGACCUGGACACUGGCUAUCAAUUCUUUGCAAGGUGCCUGGGGCAGGGGGCAGAGAUACCCAGUGCCCCCCACACAGAGGCACUCCACCCUAACCUCAGACCUUACCCUAAUUUCUGGCCUAGAAGCUUCAGCCCCAGACCAUUUUUUCCUCUCAGGAUCUGCUGGAGGGACCUCAGCUCCUUCUAGGCUUCUGGGCUUGGCCCCUAGUCUGGCUUUUCUGGCCUUAGCCUUGGGGAUCUUGAGGGUGAAGUUGGCAUGAGAGUGCUUGGUUCUCACUCACUCCUGCAGCUUUCCAGACUGAGACAUGGGAAGGACAAGGGUGGCCCCUGGGCACUGGGCGCCCAUAUAGGGUCUGUGCCCUGCUCUGUCCUUCCAGUGCCAGGGACCUGGCCUUCUACUCCCUGCAUCCAGAGCAUAACCCAGGGUCUCUGUGUCCCCCAUGGCUUGCUCUCCAGCCAUCCCUGAGACCUGGUCAUCUGCCUCUUAGGCCCGUCCUGCUAGGCCCACACUGGGCCUGAAUGGUCCAGCCUCCAGCCCCUGCGGGAGAGCAGCCCAGUGCUGUCUUUCAUCUCACCAAAGGCAGGCAGAUCUGUGUUUUCAAAUGCUUCUGUCCUCUUUUUCCCCCUUCCCUGUAUUUAUUUAUUUAUUUAUUUAUUGCUUGUGCUAAAGACCAAAAUAGUCCCCUCUUUAGUGCGGGAGGCAGGAUGUGGGGAGCCAUGUACGUGUGUAGGGUCGGGGAGACUGGCCCCCUGGGGAGUGUGUGGGGAAGGGAGGCAUGUGAGUGCAUGUGCAUGUGUGGGAGUGUGUACAUGUGUGCACGACUGUCUCCACGUGUGUCUCUGGAUUGACAAUAUGGAUAUGUUGGUGUGUGCGUGUGUCUACCCACAGGUGCGUGUGCAUAUUUUCCAUGUGGGGCUGGUUUCAUGCUGAGGCUGGUUGCACACUGAUCUGAUUGAACACUGACCUCAGAUGUUGGUACAAUCCAACCUGAUAGUUCCCGACUCUCUACCCUGAUUAUACAGUCUGUGGAUGGGCGUGUGUGCCAUUGCGAGGCAUCUGAAGGCGAGCAUCUGUACCUGGAUUAUGUGUUGGAGGCCGUGGGUGUGUUUGUCCAUGUGAACACAUGUACAUGUGUGUGUGUGGUUGUGUGUGGGUCCUGGGAUGUGUGUGUAUGUGUCAGUGGGGUGGUGCAUCCAUGUGCAGCCUGUGGUUGCUGCUCAGAACACAGGAAGCCACCCCCAAAAUCCUGCUGGUGCUGUGCCGCCCAGUCCCCACCCAACCAAGGGUCCUGGGGGCGGCGGGAAGGAGCCACCGUCAGGAGGCCCCUGUAUGGGGUGUCUGCCCUGCGUGAGGUCAUAGAAUGUCAAAUCUAUUUUAAAUGGUGAAACCGGAGAAUUUUCAUGUUAUUUUCAAUACAUAGCGGUAUCUAAAGAUGUAGGCAAUGAGACUAGAUCACAUUAAAUGCAUUUUGAUCUCUUUGAGUGCCACUGUGUUGAGAUGUGUGUCUGACUGUCCCCUGCCUGGCUGCACUGAGUGCUGGGCAUUUGCUACUUCCUCAAUACCUGCCUGAGGGGCCACAGGGCUCCCAGAGCCCAUUUUCAGGGUUGUGGGUGGGACGUGGCAGCACUAGGGUGAAAGGACAGAACGCAGCCUUCUUGCAUUCUUUCCCAUGGACAUCACACCUCCUGGCAGCUGCUCAUUCUCCCCACCCU